Molecule: messenger RNA, 486 nt
Organism: Talpa occidentalis (Iberian mole)
Lineage: Eukaryota; Metazoa; Chordata; Mammalia; Eulipotyphla; Talpidae
Product: zinc finger protein 692-like
Exons: 4
Coding region: 16-486 (156 amino acids)
Source: RefSeq, a predicted model, not a curated record
CGCAGGCCGGUGCUCAUGGCCGCAUCCCUGGCAGAGUCGUCCAGCAGGCGACGGGAGAAGCGGAGGCAGCUGGAUGCUCGCCGCAGCAAGUGCCGCAUACGUCUGGGCGGGCACAUGGAGCAGUGGUGCAUCCUCAAGGAGAGGCUGGGCUUCGCUCUGCACUCGCAGCUUGCAAAGUUCCUGCUGGACCGGUACACUUCUCCAGGCUGCGUGCUCUGUGCAGGUCCUGAGCCUUUGCCCCCCAAGGGUCUGCAGUAUCUGGUACUCCUGUCUCAUGCCCACAGCCGAGAGUGUAGCCUGGUGCCUGGGCUACGGGGGCCUGGGGGCCAAGAUGGGGGACUUGUGUGGGAGUGCUCUGCUGGCCACACCUUCUCCUGGGGCCCUUCUUCAGGCCCACACCUCCAGAGGAGCCCAGGCCAGUUCCCCUUCCAACAGCAGCCCUUCCCUCUUCAGAAAGUCCAGUUCAUGGCCUGCUGGGAGUUGUAA